Magnolia sinica is the source of this 712-nucleotide messenger RNA. RefSeq lists its product as uncharacterized. The transcript has 2 exons. NCBI's taxonomy places the organism in Eukaryota, Viridiplantae, Streptophyta, Magnoliopsida, Magnoliales, Magnoliaceae. The coding region runs from base 16 to 447 and encodes 143 amino acids. The record is from RefSeq and is a predicted model, not a curated record.
AAGAGAAGGGCGGCAAUGGAUCCAAUAUUGGUGGACCACAUCGAAUCAGAUGAUGAAUGGAUUGCUGAGAAAGAAGGCCCUAUUCUCCCAACUGAUCCAUCGUGGCUCGAAGAUCAAAAUAUGGCCUUUGAUAUUAAUGCCAUUACAACUAUUCCGGAGUCUGAUGAUCUAGUUGACAGCAAUGCACCAUCAACAUCUAAUAUUUCUGAAGGAGAUUGCCCCCCACCUUCCUCAAGGAAAAGGAAGGCAACUACUUUAAGUGGUCCCAUGGGAAGAUUUCUUACUCCUGUAAGAGAGGAAGGAGAUAUAGGAACGAGUGUUCAUGGUGUGGAUGAUGUACAUGCAGAUGUAGAUGCUGAUGCUGAUGAUGAAAGGCCUAGACCUGGUGACGAAGUGAAUGAGGAUGACGACAACGACGAUGACCUAUUAGAUAUAGAUGACCUUUAGAGUUUAGACACUAGAGUCUAGAGACUAAUUAUUGAGAAUUUGAGAUGUUGAUUUUGAGGAAUAUGACAUUUGUAUUGUACUUAAUGCUCUUAACUUUGGGAUUUUUAUUUUGAAGAAUGUGACAUUUAUAUAUUUUCCUUCUUUUUUUUUACUAUUUAAUAUUUAUCAUAUAUAUAUAUAUAUUUAAAUUAAAAAAUAGAAGUAUUGUGUAGCUUACGCUACACGCUACGAAGGGUUGAAUGCUACGCAACACGCUACCGCUAUU